CAUAUCCCAUCUGUCACAAAUUCUGUCAUUGGGCAGGACACUAACAUUAUUUGAUGUUAGUAGGAUUAUUCCACAUAAGACAAUUAGCAACGCCGUCACGGAACACCAGAAGGAAUGGGCUCAGGAGAGAGUACGACCAGAAAAGUGUCUUUCGGUGUCGACGACGAGGACAGAGUCAGGAUUCUUCGUGGAGUCAAGCUGUCAGAAGAUGUUCUCCAGAGGAUGAGAGGAGUAGCCAACAUUGCUCCAGAACGCACAUCAUCAUCACCCUCAAGCGCUCAGAAAGACACAGGUGCCUCUCGCAGUCCCAGCCCAAGCUCACGACCCCAGCAGAGCUCACAGAACCGGCCCCAGCCCAGCACCCAGUCCAGCACUAGCAAACCAGACUCCCGCACUAAGGAAGAGCAGAGGAGGUACGAACAAAAGCAGAAGAUUCACAAAGAGGAGUUGGCCAAGGCAGCACAGAGACAGAGGGAGGCAGCUAUGCAGGAGAUGACUAAAGCCAUGAACCGGGAAAGACAACACACUCGCAAGGAAGCUGAGAAGACCAAACAACUGUCGCCAGAUGAGAUGGAGGUGAUGGCUCAGCAGCUACAGAAGAAAGAUUCACAGCUGAAAGCGCUGGAUGCCUUCUACAAGGAGCAGCUGGCACAACUGGAGAAGAGGAAUUUGGAAAGAUACGAACACAGCAAGGAACAGUUCCACCAAGCUGCCUCCAAGACUGAAGCAAACGUGAGUGCUCGUAAUACAGACCCCGUGUGUGCUGGCCUGCAGUCUCAGAUUUUAUCCUGCUACAGGGAGAACGGAGACCAGACCCUCAGGUGUUCAGACCUCGCCAAAGCUUACAUGCAGUGCAUCAAUGCCGCAAAGAAGAACCUGAUGAUCAACCACGGAUGAAGAGUGGGAGGAAAAGGGUAAAACAUUUACUUGAGAAGGCUUUUACUUUGGCACUAAGAGUGGCACUUGUCGCCACUCCCGUUUUGAAUUAUGAGAGAGUUGAUUUGCUGUUAGCAUGCCUUGUUUUUAAAAAUUUCCUAUUACGCUAUUUAUCCGCAGUAUCAUCGGUUAAAGUUGUUGCUGCACUGCACUGCUUCAUUCUACGGGAAAGCUUUUUUUGAAAGAGUGUGUGUGUUAGGUUCAUGGUCUGAGUCAGUACACUUUCAAUUUAGUAAUUUAAAAGAUCAUCAGAAAGUAUUUCUAAGAUUUAAGCUGUAAAGAUGAAGUCAGGGUCACUCCUACCAUCAGCUGAAUGAAAUUCAGUUUACGUCCAAACCUCUGCUGCUUUUGUAUGGAAUGAAAAGGAAGAAAAGCAUUCCAGGUUGGAGCUGAAUCAGGUGCAAAGGGACCGUCCUUGUUUUGAUCUUUAACUGAAAGAGGAUUGUACUGCUUUUAAGUUUUAUGGUUUUGUAUUUUUUUUUAAACAACACAGGAAUAAGCUCAGGUAAUCCUGGCCAUGACUUUUAAAUUCAUUAGACCUGUGAUGUAUCAUAUGAUUUUAUUAAACCAUUCAUAUCGGGUCUCAUCUGUGUCUUUAGUUUCUCUACUCAUCUACUACUCAACUAGUUAAUGCAUUAAUGCCCUGUGUAUUUCAUUUCAGCUAAGUGAUUAAUUGAUUCCUCAGCAGAAGUCAAACCGCCUUUAUGUCCUUUAAGAACACCUUUCAAUGAAAUGAAAGGAACUGGAAUGACAGUGCUUCACAGAGCAACAAUGACAUAAGAAGAAACCUUGGUUUGUUUGGUGGUUAGUUAGAGCCUGACACCAGCCGCACUGCACUGUUUAAAUCUUCGAAUGGUUAUGGCACUGACUGCAAUGUGCCGUUCCCUAAUUAUGGACCUCAGACUCAACAUUUGAAAUCUCAAUUUUACCAUGAAAUAGUGGCAAUGAAAACCACUUUUCAAUAAAUGAACUGUAAGUUUGAGAUGAGUGAGUUUUGGAGCUGUGAGGAAUCUGAAACAGCCUGACAAAGGGGAAGUCGCUGAUGACGGAGACCCCAAAGAAAAAUACAAUGUGGUUUAUUCAGGAUUCUGUUGAACAAAAAAAAAAAGAAAAAUCCAUCAGGAGGACACAAAAAGCAU
Messenger RNA from Seriola dumerili (greater amberjack), 2075 nucleotides. It is a transcript of the gene chchd6a, whose product is annotated as MICOS complex subunit mic25a-like. Lineage: Eukaryota; Metazoa; Chordata; Actinopteri; Carangiformes; Carangidae. Bases 115 to 897 code for a protein of 260 amino acids. The transcript has 9 exons. The record is from RefSeq and is a predicted model, not a curated record. Gene Ontology annotation, cellular component: MICOS complex; mitochondrion.